Drosophila ficusphila is the source of this 1530-nucleotide messenger RNA. RefSeq names its product secernin-3. The record is from RefSeq and is a predicted model, not a curated record. The transcript is spliced from 3 exons. Lineage: Eukaryota; Metazoa; Arthropoda; Insecta; Diptera; Drosophilidae. Gene Ontology annotation, molecular function: cysteine-type exopeptidase activity; dipeptidase activity. Gene Ontology annotation, biological process: proteolysis. Bases 102 to 1166 code for a protein of 354 amino acids.
AGUGUUGAAUAACUCUCGUGCUCCAAACAGCUGUGGGAAAAAUCAAUUUUGCAACUCCCUCGCGUUUUUCUAAAGAAAGUCUGCGAGAAAAGCUUGGAAAAAUGACCUCCAACGCCGAUUGCUUCAUUGUAUUGCCCGAAAACUGUGCCGAAGGAACACUUAUCGUUGGUCGGAAUGCAGAAGACAAAGAAAGUGUAAACGUUGCCUCGGAGGUUUGCUUUUAUGAUGUCAGCGAAGUGCUUGAGGGGAAGACUGACGGUGGAGCUUCUGCUGAGACGAGUGGCGAAGCCGUGCGUGUCAUAUUGCAGAAACCGCAGCCGGGCCUUUGGGGCGGGGACUUUGGGGCCAACGAACGCGGUGUGGCAGUUGGUCUUACCUGGGCGACAGGUGAAAAUGAGGCCAAGGACAGCGAUUGCUUGCUGGGCACGGAUAUAGUGCGUGUAACUCUGGCUGUGGCCAAAGACGUGGACGAUGCUGUAGACCGCAUUGGAUCUCUGGUGGCCAGCUACGGUCACGACAACUCCAAACUGAACUUCGUAGCUUGUGAUGCGGCCGCCGCCUGGUUUGUGAGUUGCGCCGGCAAGGUCUGGGCUGCCGAGAAGUUGGAGGCCAGCUUCAUACGUUUGCCCUCCGGCGGACUGGCGGUGACCACAGUGGUGAACAAGUCAAGCGAGGGACUAGAUGAGGCGUCCAGUUUUGCCGCUGCCCACGAUGCCGAGGCCCAGUCGCCGGCUGAGGAUUGGUGCGGACCCAAGCCAGCCGGAGACGGAACUUACACUCAGCAUGAUAUGUUCGAAACUCUGCGGGCUGCCAGCAAUGCGAGCAGUUCGCGAGCGGCCACCGUAUCGGUGCUGUCGGUCAAGGGCAUCUCGUGCCACUGGUUUACUGGAACGCCCAACGCCGCCGAGUCUGUGUUCAAGCCGUUCGUUUUCGCACCCAAGCCGAGGAUCUCUCCGCUGACUCAAGUGCAGGCGGAUUCGGACUUGACGCUGCUGCACAAGCUUCACUCGCAGCGCAAACCGGCGGCCUUGGAACACUUGCGCAGCCUGGAGCGCUCCUGCGUGGACGAGCUGAACAACUACUUCUCACUGCAGGACCACGCCAGCGACGAGCUGGACGAACUGCUCAAGGACUGUGUUGAGGCGGAGGUCAAGUUCUACCGCUAGGCAAAAGAAUACUAUCUAUAUGGAUACUCCAAAAACUAGCUUGCAAGCUCUAUUGAGCCUCAGGAUUUGACUUGAGCAUUCUUAUGGCAUUACCAAAUAGGCUAUAGUCGGCAGAACAUUUUCUUGUGCAAUCUCCUAUUGAUUUUAUUUCGUUUAGUUUCGAUGCUUUUGCGUGAUAUUUAAAUUAUUAUUUAGUCUCUCUCAGUGGGCAAUCUCUGACUUGAAUUUAAAGUAUUAUUAUGUGACAUUCCAAGCUUAGUUUAACUAUUUACAUACUUGCAUUAAAAAAUAUAUAAAUACAUACACAAAUAUACAUUAUAUAUUGCUCUCAAAUAAACGCAUAAAAUCUGCAUUUAUACAAAGA